This is a messenger RNA of Echinops telfairi (small Madagascar hedgehog), 1998 nucleotides long. It is a transcript of the gene TTC8, whose product is annotated as tetratricopeptide repeat domain 8. Gene Ontology annotation, biological process: non-motile cilium assembly. The record is from RefSeq and is a predicted model, not a curated record. The coding region runs from base 1 to 1476 and encodes 491 amino acids. Gene Ontology annotation, cellular component: ciliary basal body; BBSome; non-motile cilium. The transcript is spliced from 15 exons. NCBI's taxonomy places the organism in Eukaryota, Metazoa, Chordata, Mammalia, Afrosoricida, Tenrecidae. Gene Ontology annotation, molecular function: protein binding.
AUGGUGAGUGAAUCUAAAAGAAGAAAGAGAACAAUACUAACCGGAUUCUUUGGAGCUCACGCUUAUGCUGGGGCCGCUUGGAUUUUAAAAGCUCGAGCCCUAACUGAAAUGGUCUACAUAGAUGAAAUUGAUGUGUAUCCGGAAGGAAUUGCAGAAAUGAUUCUGGAUGAAAAUGCGAUUGCUCAAGUCCCACGCCCCGGGACCUCUCUGAAACUCCCUGGAGCUAACCAGACGGGAGCGCCUAGUCCAGCCGUCAGGCCUGUCACUCAAGCUGGCAGGCCCAUUACAGGCUUCCUGAGGCCCAGCACCCAGAGCGGACGGCCGGGCACCAUGGAGCAGGCCAUGAGGACACCACGGACUGCCUACACCGCACGCCCAGUGACGAGCUCCUCCGGGAGAUUUGUCAGGCUGGGCACGGCUUCAAUGCUUACGAACCCCGAUGGGCCCUUCAUCAAUUUAUCACGACUGAAUUUAACGAAAUAUGCCCAGAAACCUAAAUUGGCAAAGGCUUUGUUUGAAUACAUCUUUCAUCAUGAAAAUGAUGUCAAGACCGCUUUGGAUUUGGCGGCCCUGUCCACAGAGCAUUCUCAGUACAAGGACUGGUGGUGGAAGGUGCAGAUCGGAAAAUGUUACUACAGGUUAGGAAUGCAUCGUGAAGCAGAAAAACAGUUCAAGUCAGCCCUGAAGCAGCAGGAAAUGGUAGACACGUUUCUCUAUUUAGCAAAAGUUUACAUCUCGUUGGAUCAGCCUAUGACUGCUUUGAAUCUUUUCAAACAAGGUCUAGAAAAGUUUCCGGGAGAAGUGACCCUACUUUGUGGAAUUGCCAGGAUCUAUGAGGAAAUGAACAAUAUUUCAUCAGCAGCGGAAUACUACAAAGACGUAUUGAAACAAGACAACACUCACGUGGAAGCCAUUGCCUGUAUUGGAAGCAACCACUUCUAUUCUGAUCAACCAGAAAUCGCUCUCCGGUUUUACAGGCGACUCCUGCAGAUGGGUGUCUACAGCUGCCAGCUCCUGAACAACCUGGGCCUCUGCUGCUUCUAUGCCCAGCAGUACGAUAUGACCCUGACCUCGUUCGAACGCGCCCUUUCUCUGGCCGAGAACGAAGAAGAGACAGCCGACGUCUGGUACAACGUGGGACACGUCGCUGUGGGGAUAGGCGACAUGAACUUGGCCCAUCAGUGCUUCCGGUUGGCUCUGGUCAAUAACAACCACCACGCCGAGGCCUACAACAACCUGGCUGUGCUGGAGAUGCGCAAGGGCCACGUGGAGCAGGCAAGGGCACUCUUACAAACGGCAUCAUCUCUAGCCCCCCACAUGUACGAGCCGCAUUUUAAUUUUGCAACCAUCUCUGACAAGACCGGGGAUCUGCAGAGAAGCUACGUUGCGGCUCAGAAGUCCAAGGAGGCGUUUCCAGAGCAUGUGGACACGCAGCACUUAAUUAAACAGCUGAAGCAGCACUUUGCUACACUCUGAUUGCUCCUGAGACGCGAUGUGUUCCUACAAAGGGCCAUUCCACAAGGGAGGGAGCUGUGUGUGUGUGUGUGUGUGAGAGAGAGAGAGAGAGAGACUAACAGACGGAUGUCUGCUUGGUACGAGUGGAAGUGGAGCAUAAAAGAGGUUAAAUCGGAAUAUGAAAUGAGCAUUUUUAAUAAUAACGUAGGAAGAUUACAAACUCGGGGACCUACGCAUUUGUAAUUAGACCACGAAACCGUUCCUCCUGCUGAUGGUAACUGCCUGUGUCUAAUGUGUAAGAACUAUUUUAUUGUACGUUCUUAGUGUUCUUAGGCUGGCCAUUAGCCAUCGUGUGGAUUAAAGGAGUGGAAAUCCGCCUGCCCAACUACACUGGUGUGGUGUUAGAAGUCUGGGCGUAUCUUAGGGAGAACCUUUAUUUAGAGCUAAUUGUACUUCAAACUAUUUUUUAUGAAAUAUUUUUUGAGGCACCUUGCAUUUCCCCUGAUAUUGUACUUUACAAUAAAUCAGUGUGUCUCACCAUCA